AUGCCCAGCAACGAAGAGAAUGUCGCACUCCAUGCAUCGAACCCCAACAUCAUUAGUACAAGUGCAUUACCAUCUCCAUCUAGAGCACGUCUGCUCGCAACUGCUGGUUUUGGCAAUGGUCCUACUGCCUCUAAUGAAGCACAUACCGGCCGACUGAAUGUGUUCCAUAGGGUUCAAGAAGCUUGUGAAGCUCGUAAUUCGCCUCUAUAUAUAGGGGCAAUCUCGUUGGUUAAUUUACCACAGAUUAUUGCUGCUGCUGUCAUUUUAGCGUCAUCAUGGCAAAAUGAGACGUUGUGCUUCCGGAUUCAAGUGUGGGUUUUACUUCACACGAUCCACUUAGCACUCACUUUGCUUCUCGCAUGGAUACUUUACUAUUUAGAUCUCGCACGCAGUAUCAAUGCGAUUCGUCUUCGAGAGCAGUACAUGACUAUCUUGAGUCGAGUCAAGUUCGGACUUGAUCUGGCUGGUACCUCUUCGUUCCUAGUGGGAAAUAAGUUGGUCUUCAGUGACAGUGCUCGUUGUAAUGACGGGUCUGCAAUGUACCAAUUGGCAUUAUGGAUGGUCAUCAUUUCCUAUGCCAAGCUUUUUCUGCCGUGUUUGCUGCUACUGGCGUUACUGCCGUUUCUCUACUUCUGUUUGCCUUGUGUCAUUCGUCUUCUCAGCAGACUGCAGGACCUCAUGAGAAGAGAAGUAUUAACCCAAGAGGUGGGAACUCUCAUCGACCAGUUAGAGACCAAGACGUACACGAGUAACAUGUUCCCGCCCGAAGAUGCAUGCUGCUGUAUUUGCCUGGAUACUUACAAAGCUUCACAUGAAUUCGACGUGCCCAACCUGCCGCAAAUCCAUGUUUGCGCAGGUUUAGGCGGUCUCAUGGCAACAAGCGAGGAAGACAUGCUGCAGCGUGUGUAA
Messenger RNA from Peronospora farinosa, 909 nucleotides. NCBI's taxonomy places the organism in Eukaryota, Oomycota, Peronosporomycetes, Peronosporales, Peronosporaceae. The record is from the annotation of a GenBank genome assembly.